UUGCACCAUGCCCGCUCACACAAUGCCCAAACGGCUGUUGCCGCCGCUCCCGCUAGGGCUGCUGCUGCUGCUGCUGAUGCUGCUUUUAUUCGCGGGCUCAGCUCAGCCCGUCAAGGCGGCCGGAAAUGAUGCGAUUUCCGUUGCCACGAACGCCGCCAGCGGCCAUCGUCAUAUCCACUCAGAGGCGCCGUCACUCACGCUGAUGAAACGCGACGCCAGCAGCGAGGAGUCCGACACCAAUGAGAACGCUGCAGCCACCAGCGUGCAGCAGCAGCAGCGCCUGGAUUUUGCAGCCUACGUAAACGAUUUUAAUUUGCAAGCUGAGGCCAGCAUACCGGAGGACAUAUUUGACCAACAUGAUGCCGACAUUGGCGAAGAUGCGGCCGCCCAGAUGCAAUAUGCUGAGCCUGCGGAUGACGAAGCUGACGAGUACGAGGCGGCGGAUAUUAUACUUGAAUCUCAAAGGCCCACUUCAAGGAAUUUCACUGUUUACCUAGCCAAAGAUGCCAAGAUAGUCAAGAAAAAAUACCAUAACAGCAACAGCAACAACAACAACAACAACAAUAAUAAUAAAAACCACUACAGCUACAAAUUGAAAAACAAUAAAGAGAGCAUGCUGGCGAAGAGAGUUGCCAAUGAAGAGGAAGCAGCUACAAAAUCCACUUCCGGUGACGACAACGACAGUGCCAAGGACGACAAGAGCAACAAGAACGAUGAAGUCGACAACGACAGCGAGAGGAAUGGCAAAGGGAAUGGAAAUGGCAAUGGCAAUGGCUACGACGAGGCUGAGGAAACGGCUGAGGACAAUGCGGAGGAUGAGAAGCCAAACGCGAACUUUGACAGCAAAAGUUUUGCGUAUAAAAAAUUUAAGAACAUGCACGAACAGCAAAAUCAACAGAGCCAAAAGGAGCAGCAACAGCAGCAGACGAAGCAGCAACAGCAGGCAAAUACCGAUGGACCUGCCCGCCAGAUGGAGCAGCCAUGGAGCGGUGCACGGCAAUGGCAGCGGGAGCCGCAGAAGCCUGUUGUGGAGCAGCUGUUUGAUUCUAUUGAAAUAUUAAAUGAACGAAAAUUUAAUAAAGCGCCUGGCCAAUCAACGUUGCUAGCAGCAGAGGAUGUUGCCGGCGAGGACAUUAUGGCAAUCGGCGAUAUUGAGGACAAUUUUGGUAAUGAUAAAGUAUUGGCGGAAAACAUUAAGUCCACAGUUGACAAUGAUGAAUCAGCGGUGGCAAAGGAGAUGAUAACGUCUCCACCAGCCACAAGCACCACAAUCACCGCCGCAACAACCACAGCAGCAACAACAACAACAACAAUACAGGCAACAACUGUCGCUGCUGCUCCAGCAACAUCGGCAGCCACGUCGAGUGGCUCAAAUCAGCGGGAUCUACUGGCGCCCAUCGGACGCAAGCCCAAGCGACAUGGCAAUGGCCAUAAUGCCAUGGUCUGGCCCGGCAUUAGAAACUAUGACAAGAAGAACUAUGGCAUAGGCCGCAUUCAGGCGCAUCAACACGAGCCGCACACGGCCGCUGAUUUGGAGCUGAACGCCGAGGACGUAGGUGAGCUGCAUUACUACGAUGGUGAGCAGCAUUCGCGCGGCACUGACGACAGCACCGGCAAAUCGCAAGCCAAUUACUUGACCGGCUAUUUGGGCCACAUAAUAAAUGAAACCAAGCAACAGAAGAAGCAGCAGCAGCAGCAGCAGCAGCAGCCGUCGCAAAGACAACAGGACACGCGUUUCCUAGACGACGGGGAGCAACGGACGUCGCAACUUGAAAUGGAAUCUACAUUGCGUUAUCAUCCGGAUGCUACGACAGCGUCGCCGUCGGCGUUUGAACGUUUUAAGGCUCUGCGGCGCAGCAGUCACCGGAAUGGUCACAAGAGCCACAAGAAGCGCUAUAAGGACUACCUCAAGCACAGCGCCGCGCUGACGGUGAAGCAGCAGCAGGAGCAGGAGCAGAAGCAGGAACGGGAAACACGCGCCCAUGCAUCGCCGAUCUUUGCGUUGGGUGUGCGGCCGCAACGCAUCACGCCGAAACCCUUCUAUGAGGGCCAAGUCAACUACUACGACCAUCAGGAGGAACAGCAGUCGCAGCCCUUGGGCACUCAUCACACGGAAAUGGAGCGUCUAAUUGCCAACGAUAACGACAAUUGGUAUCGUCGCAUCAGUCCAGUGCUGCGAAAUGGCAUCAAGAGCACCGAGCUGCAGAAGCAGCAGCAGCAGCAGCAUCUGGCCAAUCACCAUCAUCAUCUGAAGCAUCAUUAUCAUCAGCAUCAUCAUCAUAAGCAUGCACGGCAACGCUUACCGAAUCCGUAUCAGCGCAAAGCCCCGGCUCAGCCAGCGACGCCACCAACUACGCCACAGCCGCCGCUGCCGCCGCCAAAGCCGCAGCUGGGCCAUCAGAUCACCGAGCUGGAGCAACUGGAGCGCUACUAUGCCAAGUGGCCGCAUCUAGCGCGCGUUCAGUUCCAGGUGUACGACGAGCACUAUCGCGAAUCUCAUCCGGAGCUGUAUGCCGACUAUGAUUCAGACGAUGACUAUGAGACAGCCGCCGAACUGGAGGAGGCGCAGCAGGACCAUGGCGAGGAGGCCAAUCUGCCGCCGUACAUCAAGAAAUACAAUCGACGCAAUAAGCAACUGCUGAACCUACUCGAGGGCACGCUGCCGCCACCGACGGCCACGCCGUUCUCCGGCGUCUGGAGCGGCUCCCAGUUGCAGCCGGGUCCGCAUGAAUCGGCGCCCAUACGCCUGGACGAUGAGUACGUGAAACAGAAGCGACGUCGCUAUCAGCAACGCUACGAGGAUGUCUUUGCCCAGCAGCACAGCGGCACCGGCGGCAGCGACGGCAACGGCGGCAGCUCCACCACGACUCCAGCCACGCUGACCAGCAGCCCGGCAGCGCAGCUUAAUCAGCUGCCCGAAGAAGAGAAGCAAUUGGAUGAGCAUCAGCUGUCGGCAGCCGUUGACUUCUGGCAGAGGGAAAUCGAGACGAAGGCUGUGGCCAAGCCGCCGCAUACCACAUCCAAGCCGGCGCUGUUCAAGCUUCCACUGUACCCGGCCAUAGCAGGCAGCUUUCUGGGCACGCCACGCAGUCGCAGUGCACAGUUUGUGGCAAAUGUUUCGGGACGUGGCCAGGGCAGCUGGCAUGCGGCUCCACCAUCGCCCAUCAGCUCCAACAAUAAUGAGAAUAACCAUAACACGACAGCGCCACCAUUUUCGCCACUCAAUUCGUUUGUUUACCAUCGCGUUGUGGAUGGCAUUGGGGCUGCCUCGUCGCUCUCGUCAUCUUCGCUCAGCCGGAAGCAGCGUCUGCCCUUUGUGGCCAUCACGGAUCGACGACUGGAUAGCGUUAGCUCCCACAAAAUGGUCGGGGAGCCGCACAAAGAAUUCGAGCAGAAUCACUUUCCAAUGCCUUAAGCCGCUCCACACGCCACAGACAACAAUCUGAUCAAUCGAAAUGGAAGUAGACAUAGCAGUAGACGAACAACAGCAAGCACACGUUGGAAAACUAGUUCGAACCAAAGCGAAGCGCUAGAAAUGGCAUCGAAUUCAAUUAAGUUCUUGUACAAGCAUAUCAAGUUUAAGGAGAGGUGGAAAGGGAUCGGGUAAAGCGUAUUUAAAAAGUUGAUAUCUAGAAUUAGGCUAAGCGAGGAAGAGGACGAAAAGCUGGAAACGAGACACAAAUCGGGCCGAUGAACGGGACAGAACAGCAGUGUAUAAAGAUAUCGGUAAUCGAGUGCAAUUAAUCGAUAACUAACGAAAUCAGCUACGUUUCGACGUGGUUCCAAACGGUUUUCCCCUGCUAAUCAAACUUAAACAUAGACACAAAUUUUGCGUAGUUGCUUUCGAAUGAAAUUCUCAGUUUCGUGCUAUGAGAAAGAAGUGGUAAUUCUAGCGAUAAAUAUUUGUUUUCAGUGGUUUUUUUUAUCCAUGCAUAAGUACUCUUGCAUAUUAAACAUAAACGGAAAACGUUUUAGGCAAUUAAACAUAAUAAAUAAUAUAAACAAAAAUAAAGUAUGGGAAAAAAAUCCAAAUAUAAGCUAAGAUUUUUUUUUGUGUAUGAUAGUAAAAGACACAGUCAGCCACAUGAACUGCAAUAGUAGCGACACACAGACACACACAUAGAAAUAAUAUAUAUAAACUUAAACCGCCUGAACGUAUGCAACAUAAUUUGAUUUUAUUAGAAUAAAGUUUCGUCGUUUGGCUGCAAGAGAUGAGAGCAAAUAUAUAUAAUAUGCCCAAUGCCAGACAUUAAUUUGAUUUUGUAAUUUGGCUUUGAUUGUAGCGUGAAAAAAUGCUUUUUUACCCAGCGCCCCCAUUCAGUUCCAAGACUCAGACAAUUUUUCAGUGCACGCAGCAUCAAAUAGGUUUCAAAAUUAAUUCAAAAGCAAAAAACA
Messenger RNA from Drosophila hydei, 4395 nucleotides. RefSeq names its product homeotic protein female sterile. NCBI's taxonomy places the organism in Eukaryota, Metazoa, Arthropoda, Insecta, Diptera, Drosophilidae. Bases 8 to 3415 code for a protein of 1135 amino acids. The record is from RefSeq and is a predicted model, not a curated record. Gene Ontology annotation, cellular component: nucleoplasm; cytoplasm; nucleolus. The transcript has 5 exons. Gene Ontology annotation, molecular function: histone binding; RNA binding; chromatin binding. Gene Ontology annotation, biological process: chromatin remodeling.